This is a messenger RNA of Venustampulla echinocandica, 1002 nucleotides long. RefSeq lists its product as uncharacterized. The coding region runs from base 1 to 1002 and encodes 333 amino acids. Lineage: Eukaryota; Fungi; Ascomycota; Leotiomycetes; Helotiales; Pleuroascaceae. The record is from RefSeq and is a predicted model, not a curated record. The transcript has a single exon.
AUGACAAUUUCUAUCACAUCCAACGCCGACCUUCCGAAAUGUUUGGAUACAGAAUCAAAACAAGUCAAAAAGGCAAUGCAGUUGGCUCACUCUCACUCUGGCAUUCCUGCGAAGACAGCUCAAGGCCCGCCAAUCCAAGGAUUUUUUAGCAGAACUAUGAUAGUAACCUUGCAAAAUGGUGAAGAGGUCGUCAUCCAAUUUCGUCCUGAACCAUUAGAUAUGGAGCCUUUCAAGCUCGCUAGAGAGGCAUUCGGGUCAUUCGUUCCCGACAUUGAGCUCCUCGAGGAUAAAGAGCUAGAGUCCGAUAACAUCUGGGUCUAUUGGAUGACGCGCAUUCCCGGCAAACCGUGGUUUGAAGCCAGAAAUAGGAAAGGCCCAAAGGCGCUCGUCACUAUCAACAAGUCAUUAGGCAGAAUCCUCUCGAAAGGACAUAUCAAGGGCAGCAGUGAUGAAGUUGUCGACAACAAGCUCCGCCCCCGUCUAGAAUUGCUUCUAUCCUCCGACGAUGGACAAAUUCUCCCAUUCAAAGAUAUGAUCACAGAUUUACUUGGAAAGUUGGAUCAGUUGAAGACACUUCCGCUAUUCAUGUCACACUUUGACUUGAAUGAGUUGAAUGUCAUGCUGGACGAGAAUUGUGAGGUAUCGGGCAUGGUUGACUGGGAGUUCUCGAAGCCCCUCCCUUUCGGAAUGGGCUUUGACCGAAUUCAUACCCUUGCUGGAGAGUUUUCUGAGAAGAAGUUCCACAUGCCGGAUGAGUUCCAUGAGUCGGAGAGGGGAUUUUGGCAGGAGGUAUUUGAUGGCGUCCCGGUAGAUUUGCGAAAGGUCCUAGAUGCGAAUCUAGAUGUGGUCCAGAUGGCCGUCAUCCUGGGGACGCUGUUGGGAACCUUCGAGUUGGAGGAGGGGAAAAUCGUAUGUAAUCCCGUGAGCGUGGAAGCUCUUCCGAAGUUUCUCUCCUAUCGGAUACCUUUCAUAAGAGGUUCGGAUCCACCCUACUCGAAAUAG